Messenger RNA from Alnus glutinosa, 859 nucleotides. RefSeq names its product germin-like protein subfamily 1 member 7. Gene Ontology annotation, cellular component: cell wall. Gene Ontology annotation, molecular function: manganese ion binding. The record is from RefSeq and is a predicted model, not a curated record. Bases 56 to 727 code for a protein of 223 amino acids. Lineage: Eukaryota; Viridiplantae; Streptophyta; Magnoliopsida; Fagales; Betulaceae. The transcript has 2 exons.
ACAUCUCACACUCCUCACAUAACCAAGAAUUCAGCAAAUACAGAAGCUUGUAACGAUGAAAGGGUUUCCUAAUUACCUCGUAGCUUUGGCACUCAUGGCUUUGGCAUGCUCCCAGCUUGCCUCUGCCUUUGACCCUGCUCCUCUGCAAGACUUUUGUGUUGCAGUUAACACUUCCACCGAGGCUGUAUUUGUGAAUGGAAAGUUCUGCAAGGAUCCAAAACUUGUCAAUGCCAAUGAUUUCUUCUUUCAAGGACUAAACAUUCCUAGGAGCACUGCAAAUCAGCUCGGGUCGAAUGUCACUCUUUUGAAUGUGGACAAAAUAUUUGGCCUCAAUACACUAGGUAUAUCCUUAGCUCGUAUAGACUUUGCACCAUACGGCCUAAAUCCACCUCAUACUCAUCCUCGUGCCACAGAGAUUUUAGUAGUUUUAGAAGGUACUCUGUUAGUUGGCUUUGUCACAUCCAACCCGGAUAACCGUCUCAUCACCAAAACUCUAAACGCAGGAGACGUAUUCGUCUUCCCAAUUGGUCUCAUUCACUUCCAGUUUAAUGUAGGAAAGACCAAUGCUGUUGCUUUUGCCGGUCUCGGAAGCCAGAAUCCUGGGCUCAUUGUCAUAGCAAAGAAUGUUUUUGGAUCCAAUCCUCCUAUCAAUCCGGAUGUUCUCACCAAGGCCUUCCAAUUGGACAAGAAUGUGGUUGAGUCUCUUCAGAAAAAAUUCAGUACUUAGAGAAUUAUAUAUAUAUGUAAUAGCGAUAAUGAUCCGUUUGAUGAUUUGAAUAAGUUUGACAUGUUUUCCUUGUUGUAACAUCGUAAUAAUAUAUAAUUAUAAUGAAAUAAAAUGGUUGCUUAUGCACACUCA